This is a messenger RNA of Mytilus trossulus (common blue mussel), 5797 nucleotides long. RefSeq names its product protein FAM117B-like. NCBI's taxonomy places the organism in Eukaryota, Metazoa, Mollusca, Bivalvia, Mytilida, Mytilidae. The transcript is spliced from 8 exons. The record is from RefSeq and is a predicted model, not a curated record. Bases 373 to 1737 code for a protein of 454 amino acids.
UAACCGUAUACUAAACAAAUUUCCUUUGUCCAGUGAUCAGAUUGUUUUUUAAGCUAAGAAAACGAAUGCUUAUGUUUUCUUCUUUUUAAUGUCAUAAGAUAUGAAAAUCUACAGUAGAAUUUUCUCAAAUACAAAGAACUAAUGAAUAAAUUGUAUUCUAACAGGACCACUCAGGUGUAAUUAUCCAAUGAAAUGCCUAAUAGCAAGUCACGUGAGAUACGACACACAUUCUUGAGGACACCGAUAAUACACAACCGAACGCUUGUAAAAUUAUGUAAAAUUCCUACUGUUUGACAAUUAAUGCAAAGGUGCAUUUUGAGUUAUUGUAAGACAAUUUAUUUGACAAUAUUUGAGCGUGAAUUUCAUUGAGAAAUGUCGUCACAAGGUUCUCAGAGAGGACGGCUAAAUUUGUCACCCUCUGCGAUGCCAUCCAUGAUGAGACCUAUGAAAGCAGUGAAGCCGUUCACGUUGAAAGGCAGUCCUACAAGAAAAAGUCCAGUUUGUUCGCCAACACCGAUUGCAAUUGGUCAUCGGAAUUCACCUGAACGAAAGUCGCCUAUAUCGCCUAGUUUUAAAGUAGAGAAACCCCGUGCAGUGAGAAGUAAUGGAAGCCCAUCAUUAAGAAGAGCUGGAUCAUUGGAAGCUAUUUACAAUUCAUAUCUAAGUGGUAAAUGGCCAACUCCAGAAGUUUUAUCACAUUUUAUGGUGGAUCAGACUACCCAGACUCCCGACGAUUGGGAAAUAAACAGUCAGCAGAAAACAAAGAAGAAAAAGAAAAGCCAUGGACGAUCUGCAUCAUUUGGACAAGGAGAUCAUGUUGCUAAUGCUAAAAAUAUUCAUUAUAUUAAGCAUAGGUUACAGAAGACUAAAGAAGGAAGUAGACAAAAUGGAAAACAAAGUCCAGUCCCAGGAAAUCAUCAGGCAUUAUCAUCAACAGCUCCAGCAGCCUUGCAGGGCUUACAGAGGGCAUCUAAACCACAGGGCAUUCCUAAUCACAUUCCUAAGUCUAGUAAUCUGUCUAGAUAUCAACGUAACAGUGUAGAAGGAUUGAAUACAGAGAUAGAGAAGCUAGUACUACACAGCAGAGAAGAAGAAUUGGACAGGGUAUGCUCCCCUGAUACAUUGAAUUUGAUAUCUAUACUGUCACAGUAUGCAUAUGACAUUCCUGAUGGACAUAAAGCUCCCUGUCCUGAACUUGUAAACAGAGGUAGUAGUACCAGAAGUAUAGAUACCCAGACACCAGGCACGGGAAAUCUCAGCGACAACAGUUCUGGUAGUAGAUCUCAUUCAGUUAGUCCGGCCAUUCCAAUAAUUCCAGGUCAUAUGGAUUCAUCCCGUCCAUCUAGUGAAUCUUCACCAAGGCGUCCAUCUAGUGAUUCUUCACCUCGACGCCCAUCCAGUGAAUAUUCACCAAGAGAAAUGGAAAAGGUGGAAGGAUGUGAAUCUCCUGAUAGUUUACAAAAGAAAAUAUCUAGUCCAGGACCAAAUAAUUCCUACUUGUUUGUAAGAGAGCCACCAGAUGGCUGUGAAAAGGUCAAAGUUAUUGAUGAAGAUACGAAAAGUCAUCCAACCAUUAAAGAACCAUUGUUGUAUUGUCCAAUCAAGCCAUCACAAUUUAUUUUAAAGCCAAGUGUUGAUUCAGCAUUUUGUCCAUUACGCAAGAUGUACACACCAGAAGUUACAAUUAAAUCUCAGGGAACACAGAGCACCCAGACGUCUACCUCUGUUAGCCAAUGAAAUCAGUGCUCAAUUCCUGUUUCAACUUUCAAUUCUUCAUUUAAAAACAAAAUAAUGAAUUUAUUAUAAAUCAUAUGUAGGAAUUGUAUCAAUGUGAUUUUUGUUUCACCAAAGAAAAUCAAUUAGGAGGAUUUGUUUUGUUAUAAACUUCCUUACGAAUUUAAGUUGAAUACAUGUGACAAAAUUUUCCAUCAAGUGCUUUUGUUAAACCUCAGGUGUAUUUUGAUAAGAAUCUAAAGAUGGAGUUUAUUAUAACUUUUUUCUUCUUUGAAAUAGAAUUAUAAAUAGUAGCAUAGAUAGUGCUAAUUAAUUGCAUUUUAUCAUAAAUUUUCCAUUUGUUCACUUAUAAGAAAUUAUUUUAAGUACAUAUACAUGUGUAAAAAGGACUAGUUUUUUUGUUAGUAAGUAAUAAAGAUAAGUUUAAAGAAAUAAGAAGAAGGUUUCAAUUGUAUUAUAGUUUAUUUAAUUACACUAGAUCAUUUUUAGAAUGUUCACGGUAGUAAAGAAAGCUUCCAUUAUUUCUUUAUAAAACAUUAUUUAUUGCAAUAAUAUUUUUACACAUCUGCUUUGAUAAAAUAAAUGUUUUUCCUUAUGUUAUUGAAGAAUAUAUAGAUUUUUGCCAUCAAAUAAUAUAAUUGAAAUAUGAAUAAAAAUGUGAAUAUUUGUUAUUAUUUGACAUUUUAGUGUACACAUAAUGAAUCAUGGCUGUAAAUCAUUAAUAUUUUGACAUACAAGUUAUUAAAUAGGUCAGUCAAAUGUGUCUCGUUGUAACCGUCCACUUAUGUUAAAUAUUUUAUAUACAUCUCUUUAUACUAGUGAUAUGUUUAAUCUAUGCUGUUAGUCAAAACACAAACAGAAAUGUACAUGUCAAAUAUUUGUUCUUUAUUAUAAAUAAGUGUAUUUUCUACAUUAGAAACUCAUAAUCUAUUUGUAUUGCUGACAUCUCUGAAUGGAUAAUGCUUUAGUUCAUUAAGCUGGAAAUUUUGUUUGCUUAAAAUAGGUUUUAUUUAUUUUUCAUACUUCACAGUCAUAGAUACAACUAACAAAAAAUUGAUCUGUUAGUGAACUUUAUAAUUUUACCUAUUCUAACAGUUCAGCUGUCUUAUUUAAGGCUUAUCCUAACAAUUUAAAUGUAUGAUUUUGAUUUAAGUGAAAUAUUUCUUACAGGCAGCUAUCAAGUUUAGAUAGCCAUGACAAUAUCUCUUCCCAAUCUUAUACCAAUCUUUUUAUCAUUUAUGGUGGGUGCAUAAACAAGCUGUAAUAGUUUAAUAUUGAGAUACUAUUGUUUACAAUAUGCAUUCCUGAAAACACUUGUGCUUUUCACAGAAUUCAAAUAUAAAAGAUCAAACUUCAAUGAUUUAAAUAAAUAUGAGUUGUACCAAAAAGAUGGCUGUUUUCAAAAUUGUGUUUUUUUUUUUUUAGAAUGAAAUCAAGUAUUAAGAAAAACUAAUAAUACACUUAUUCUAAAUGGAUUUCAACGAAAAGGAAUUAUAAUUGUAUAGCCAUGUCUUCAAAUAUCUUGACAAGCAUAAAUAAUGUUAAAGGUGAAUGUAUUUUAGAACAGUAUUGUUUUAAAAGAUUGUUACUUUAUUUCCAUUCCUGCCAUUUAUCAAAUGAAUAUAAUUGUUUCUUCAGGGAUCAUGCUUGUUCAUGUAUCAAGUAGGGCUGUAGAAUCUCAUAGAUGAAAAAGACAUUGUCAUUGCAGAUAAUUACUAUAGUGUUUUAGGGGACAUCUGAUUUUUGAUUCUUUAUAAAUGGACAUGAAAUGAUAAGUAAGGCAUUAAGAUGGAUUCUAAUCAGAACAAAGUUUGAGUGAUACAAGCAUAUUUGGCAAGUUUUCUUUACCUGAUAAGUUUAUUUUGGGAGAACUAAUUGAGCCUAUAGAAUCAAAAGUGAAUCAUUUGUCUAUCAAAUUGUUUUAAUGAACAUGAAGGCCCAUAAGUAAUAAUUUUCAAAUUUUGACUCACUUUACAAUUAAGUAACACAGUUAUACAGAACAGUUUUGUUAAAUCAUUAUUAAAACUUUACAAUGAAAGAUAGUACACAAAAGAAAAACUAUCAAUGCUUACAUCAGUUUUGUUAAAUCAUUAUUAAAACUUUACAAUGAAAGAUAGUACACAAAAGAAAAACUAUCAAUGCUUACAUCAGUUUUGUUAAAUCAUUAUUAAAACUUUACAAUGAAAGAUAGUACACAAAAGAAAAACUAUCAAUGCUUACAUCAGUUUUGACUUUGUCUUCUUCAUCCAAUUUAGUUGUGUUCAGUUCAGUAUUGUACAUUGCACUAGUCUCUCUGUUUUCCAUCCAAUAUUUUUUUCUGACGCCCAUUUUGUAUAUUUUUAUGAACAAUGUGUAACUAUUUUUUCUUAUAUCCCCUUGUGCCAUAACAGUGAUGACAUAUCUCUGUUGUAGUAGAUGUUGGUUAUUAAUAUUUGAGUAUUUGUAUAUGAUGAUGCACAAAAACUGAAGGUCUUAAUUAAAAAGACAGAAUUAGAAAAAAAAGGAACUCACUUGCAGGAAAUUCUAUGGCAUUUUGAAGCAUAUUUUUACAUUUUGUAUUCAUCUCUUUUUCAUUUCAUUUAAAAUUCCCACCUUGCUAUUACAUGUAUCUAAUGUAAUAUAUUUAGUACUUGCAAUAUAUUGUGAUUUAGUGAGAAAAUUCUAUUUUAACAAAAGUUUGCAGUUUUUGCUUUAAUUUACUAAAUAAAUUUGUUUUGUUGAAAUAACAGUAAAAACCUUGGAUAACUGGAAAGGGAUCUGUUUAAAUUUAUCUGAGAUUUGAGUCAUUCAAGUUGCUACAUACAUGUUUUCCUGUUUCAAAUAUUUUUUACCAUGUAUUGUCAACCUUGUAUGUUAUUGUUUAAAGAUACAAAGAUACUUUAUAUUGCAUAAAUACUAGUUAAUAAUAGUUUCAAAGUGACUAUAGAAAAUUAGCUUGUCUGAAUUUUUUUAAUUACUCAGUAGGACUCAUCCAUGUUUAAAAUCAUUGGGAAUUUUUUUUAACAGGAAUACUAAAUCCCUAUAAUUUGCAGAGUUAACCACAGAAGAAGGUUCCAUUGUGUUAUUGCAAGAAUCCAUGCUGCAGCUACAGCUUUCAUUACAGCAUAGCCAAUUAUAAAAUAGUAUAUUAACCUUAUACUUCAAAAAGAUACAGUAAUUUGCCAAAGUAGGCAAAAUUGUCCAAUAGAUUGAAAAGUUUUCUUUAUAGCAAAGAAGUUACUGUAUUCUAAAUCAGUAAACAUGCAAAUAUUUAAUAAUCCUUAAGAUAUUUAAACUAACAAAAAAAAAUCAUCAAUUAAAGUUUGGAUUUUGUUUUAAACAUCUAUAUAAAUAAAAUCCAUGGUGAUACCUGGAUAACCUUCUUUAUCCUUGUUACAGGCCAUUAAUAUUAGUCCUCAGGCAAUCCAAAUGUAUAUAGUAUAUGGUACAUUUUUGCCUUGUAUUAUUAUUCUCUAUAUAUUAAGUACUACAAACUUGUCCCUGUAUGUUCUAUUGUAAUUUUAAUGUAAUAAGUUGCAAGAAUCCCUUUACUUUGGUGAUUUUUAUGUGUUUCUUCUGUUUAGUGAUUAAUUUAUCUAUUUAUUUAUAACAAAAUGGCAUGAUAUUUGGUAGUGCUAUGUGAAGCUGCCUUUCUAUUUAUAUAUAGACUUUUCAUGUUGAAUUUUCCAGUAACACAGAAAGUAUGUAUUCCUGACCAUUUAUUUGUGUGCUAAGCAAACAUCUGUUUAAUGGAAUACCAAAGGUUGUAAGACAAGAGUGAUUUUGUGUUACUAGAUAAUUCAAUUGGAAAUUGAUAGUUUAUCAUAAAUGCUUAUUGUAAGAUGUUUACCAUUAAUGCUUAUUGUACAAUGUCACUUAAAUAAAAUAUUGUAAUUGCUCUUUUCUUUCAGGUUAGGAUUUUUUUUAAAUAACAUUAUCCCUGGAGAAGGACAUUAAGCAUGUACGAUAAACUUUAAAGAUAGUUUGUGUCUAUUUAUUUGUUAAAGAUUUGUUAAGACUGAUACUGUACAUAGUUAUGUUGUAUAUUUUGUUUGAAAAAGAAUAAAUUGUUAUCUUUUCUAAA